AUGCCACCCCGCCGCUCCACCCGAGCGACAACCAAGGCCGCCAGCCAAUCCAAGCUGAACUUCUCCAACAAAAUCACCAAACCGCUCCCCUCCCGCCCCAAUCAAAAAGACAAGGCUGUCAAGCUUGAGGAAGCCAUCACAAGAACAGCCACCCCCUCCCCUCCCCCCUCCUCCGAGCCAGCUCCUGAACAAGAACUUUCGCCGGCAGAGGUCAAGGCGGCAAAGGUUUCGCAGGCGGCGAUUAAUCGUUACUGGAAGAGGAUUGAAGACUCGAGGCUGGCGAAGGAAGUUCACAAGAAGCAUGGGACUGGGUUGGGGACGGGGGAGAAGCUUUUGAGGUAUUUUGACGUUAGCAGUCAGUUUGGGCCAUGUGUGGGGAUUACACGACUCGAGAGGUGGCAGAGGGCGGAGAGGCUGGGGCUCAACCCGCCGAUUGAGGUGCUGGCGGUGAUUGUCAAGGAGGGGAGGGGGGAGGAGAAGGCGCAUUUGGAUCAGUUGUUGAGUAGUACUGCGAUUGGGGAGAGGGAGUAA
Molecule: messenger RNA, 531 nt
Organism: Podospora anserina S mat+
Lineage: Eukaryota; Fungi; Ascomycota; Sordariomycetes; Sordariales; Podosporaceae
Exons: 2
Coding region: 1-531 (176 amino acids)
Biological process (GO): DNA-templated DNA replication; DNA synthesis involved in DNA repair
Cellular component (GO): delta DNA polymerase complex
Molecular function (GO): DNA-directed DNA polymerase activity
Source: RefSeq, a predicted model, not a curated record